Molecule: messenger RNA, 1770 nt
Organism: Colletotrichum chrysophilum
Lineage: Eukaryota; Fungi; Ascomycota; Sordariomycetes; Glomerellales; Glomerellaceae
Exons: 5
Coding region: 1-1770 (589 amino acids)
Biological process (GO): mRNA 5'-splice site recognition; RNA processing
Cellular component (GO): commitment complex; U2-type prespliceosome; U1 snRNP
Molecular function (GO): protein binding
Source: RefSeq, a predicted model, not a curated record
AUGUCUGACUUCGACCACUUCGGUAGCUCCGAUGAGGAGAAUGCCGAGAUCAAGAAGCUUCAAGCUGAGGUGGACACCGAUCCCGAUAACUUCGAGCACUGGGAGAAGCUUGUACGCGCCUGCGAGGGUUUGGAGGGCGGCCUGAACCGCAACUCCAGCCCCCAGGCCCUGGGGACUCUGCGCGAUGCCUACGACCGAUUCCUUCUCAAAUUUCCCCUACUCUUUGGCUACUGGAAGAAGUACGCCGAUCUCGAGUUCAAUAUUGCAGGACCCGAGUCGGCCGAGAUGGUCUACGAGCGAGGAUGUGCUAGCAUCACCAAUUCUGUCGACUUGUGGACCGACUACUGCUCCUUCAAAAUGGAGACCACCCAUGUCCCACACCUCGUCAGAGAAUUGUUCGAACGCGGCGCUACAUGUGUUGGCCUGGACUUCCUCGCCCAUCCAUUCUGGGAUAAGUACAUUGAGUACGAAGAACGACAGGAGGCGCAGGACAAGAUCUUUGCAAUCCUUUCCCGCGUCAUCCACAUCCCGAUGCACCAGUACGCCCGCUACUUUGAGCGUUUCCGCCAGCUUUCUCACAGCCGUCCCGUUACCGAACUGGUUCCUGCCGAGACGCUCGACAGUUUUAAGGCUGAGGUAGAGGCAGAGGCUGCCCAGUAUGCAGGUGUGCAGCGAACAGAACUCGAGGUGGAGCGUGACAUCCGCACCAAGAUCGACGCAAUGUACUACGAAUACUUCACCCAGACUCAGAACGAAACCAACAAGCGGUGGACGUACGAAUCCGAGGUCAAGCGCCCCUAUUUCCACGUUACGGAGCUCGAGAACCCGCAACUCGUCAACUGGCGCAAGUACCUCGACUUUGAGGAGUCUGAGGGUAACUUCACGCGCACAGUCUUCCUCUACGAGCGAUGCUUGGUUACCUGCGCAUUCUACGAUGAGUUCUGGUUCCGUUACGCCAGAUGGAUGUCGGCACAGGAGGACAAGGAGGAAGAAGUUAGAAUCAUCUACCAGCGCGCCGCCACUCUGUUCGUGCCCAUCAGCCGUCCGGGCAUCAGGCUUCAGUGGGCCUACUUUGAGGAAAGCUGCGGUCGUAUUGACAUUGCGAGGGACAUUCAUGCCGCGAUCCUCAUGGGCCUGCCUGACUGCAUCGAGGCCAUCACAUCAUGGGCUCAUCUCCAGCGUCGCCAGAGCGGACUGGACGCUGCCAUUGAGGUGUUUAAGGCACAGAUCGACUCUCCACAGGUUGACAUCUUCACCAAGGCUGCGCUGGUGACUGAAUGGGCAUCCUUCCUCUGGAAGGUCAAGGGUUCAACUGAAGAGGCGCGUAACGUGUUCCUCAAGAACGUGCAGUGGUAUGCCGACAGCCGCGUCUUCUGGGAUAGGUGGCUGGAAUUUGAGCUCCAGCAGGCCACCAGCACCGAGGUUGAGGACCAGCAUGCCGAGCGUGUCAAGCAGAUCUUUGAUGAGCUUCGGAGCAAGAGCCGCCUGUCAGCCUCAACAAAGAAGGACUUGUACCACAUUUACCUGUCGUACCUUCAACAGCGGGGCGGCAAGGAUGCCAUGAAGCAAUUCUUGGCCAUUGACCGGGAGAUCUACGGUCCUGGAUCUAUCUCUGUCCUCGCCAAGGCUAAGUCCGGCAAGGAAAACGGCGUCGGAGGAGGCGAAUUAGACGACACGACAAGACACCGUGCGGAGGCCAGAUACCUCAAGUACUACGAACUGCCCAACGAGCCAGAUGCCGAGGGCCAGGGAACGGCACCCUUCAACUAA